Protopterus annectens (West African lungfish) is the source of this 1821-nucleotide messenger RNA. It is a transcript of the gene POLB, whose product is annotated as DNA polymerase beta. Gene Ontology annotation, molecular function: DNA-directed DNA polymerase activity; DNA binding. Bases 182 to 1261 code for a protein of 359 amino acids. Gene Ontology annotation, biological process: double-strand break repair via nonhomologous end joining. NCBI's taxonomy places the organism in Eukaryota, Metazoa, Chordata, Ceratodontiformes, Protopteridae. The transcript is spliced from 14 exons. The record is from RefSeq and is a predicted model, not a curated record. Gene Ontology annotation, cellular component: nucleus.
UACAUGUUUAGUAAUUUCUAAAGCACUGCUUGCGUAAGCGUGGCAACGUCCUGGACGUAUUCCAGAGCUUGAACCACAAAGUUUAACUCCCGUGCUACACGUUUAAGCUUUGAGGGCGGUUAUUAAUGCAUGCGCUAAGUAUUCAGUUGAGGGUGAGGUUUGCGGCCUGAUAAAUUUCAACAUGAGUAAACGGAAGGCUCCGGGGGAAAACCCAAAUGAGGGCAUCACAGACUUCUUAACUGAACUUGCAAACUAUGAGAAGAAUGUAAACAGAGCCAUCCACAAGUAUAAUGCCUACAGGAAAGCAGCAUCUGUUAUAGCCAAGUACCCAACAAAGAUCAAGAGUGGAGCAGAAGCUAAGAAACUGGAUGGCGUUGGAACAAAGAUUGCUGACAAGAUUGACGAAUUCUUAACAACAGGAAAACUUAAAAAGCUGGAAAAGAUCCGUCAAGAUGAUGCAAGCACAUCAAUCAACUUCCUUACAAGAGUUACAGGAAUAGGACCAGCUGCAGCUAGGAAGCUUUUUGAUGAAGGAAUUAGGACAAUAGAAGAUUUGAAGAAGAAUGAAAGCAAGCUGAACCACCACCAGAAGAUUGGCUUAAAAUAUUUUGAAGAGUUUGAGCAGCGCAUACCUCGAGACGAACUGGAAAAGAUGGAGAAAAUUGUUUUGAAAACAGUCAAGAAAAUAGAUCGUAGAUACAUUGCUACAGUAUGUGGGAGUUACAGGCGAGGUGCUGACUCCAGUGGUGAUAUGGAUAUUCUUCUCACACACCCAUCUUAUACCUCAGAAUCUUCAGAACUGAAGAAACAAUUUUUGCAUCAGGUAGUGGAGGAACUGGAGAGUAUUGGCUUUAUUACAGACACACUGUCCAAGGGGGAGACCAAAUUCAUGGGAGUAUGUCAGUUAGCAGGUGAUAAAGAUACUGAUUACCUACACAGACGCAUUGAUAUAAGGUUGAUCCCUACAGACCAGUACUUUUGUGGCGUUCUUUACUUCACUGGCAGUGACAUUUUCAAUAAGAAUAUGAGGGCUCAUGCUUUGGAGCAGGGAUUUACUCUCAACGAGUAUACCAUCCGACCUGUUGGAGUCACAGGAGUACCAGGGGAACCAUUACCUGUGGAAAGUGAAGAGGACAUUUUGAAUAUAUUGGAUGGCGUUAUCGUGAACCCAAAGACCGAAGCGAGUGACCAUGUUCGUCUCCAUUGUCCACUGAGGUGGUGCUUUUUACCAGGAUUGAUAUGCUACCCUUUUAACUGUUAGUUAGAUGUUAAAGAUUUUGUCUAUUAGUCAUAGGAUUUACAUGUAGUAAGGAGGUGCGCAUUAAAUGCAGUUUAUUUAAACAUUUUCUUUUGAGGGAUUACUUACAUGCAUAUUUAGGCUAAUUCUGACUGUGAUGAAAUGAUAGGCAUUAUUUUAAAAAUAGUAAUGAAAUAUGAGUGCUAGUAGCAUUUGAUUGUUCUUGAAUUCUGCUCCAGUCAUUAGGAAACCAUAUUUUUGAAUUUGUAUAUUAUUUUAUUGAAAAAUAUCGUUUUGAGAUACACAUGUGUACUUAUCAAAAAUCUUAAAACAAGGAUACAUUAUUUCAUGGAAAACAGUUUACAUGAUGCAUUGGGAACAGAAUGAUGCUGUCUGAAUAAUAAGCAAUAAUCUGAUUUCAGUUAUUGUUUAAAAAGAAACUGCAACAACUAAGUGUGAAAAAGCUCUGGGUAACCAAAGCGAUAGUAGUAAUUACAUUUCAUUCUUGUUAAAUGUUGAUUUAGUUAUAUAACAGAACAAUGUAUUUUAAUGACUUCAUGAUUUAAUACAUAAGGUGUAUAUUA